Molecule: messenger RNA, 492 nt
Organism: Colletotrichum karsti
Lineage: Eukaryota; Fungi; Ascomycota; Sordariomycetes; Glomerellales; Glomerellaceae
Exons: 1
Coding region: 1-492 (163 amino acids)
Source: RefSeq, a predicted model, not a curated record
AUGUCGCUGCCCUUCCCAUCCAACCGCUUCGGGCCCAGCUUCACCCUGGGCCCGUCCUCGAGCUCGACGGCGACAGAGGCCACGAGAACGGCCGAGGCGACGACCUUUCCCACGGGCGCCCCCAACGGCGGCGCCCCCUCCGACAGCGGGCCCGCCUUCCCGAACAACAUUCUCCAGCAGUCCGGCCUGACCCCGGGACAGGUCAUCGGCCUCAGCGUGGGCGCGACGGCGGGCCUGGUCUUCUUCAUCGUCGCCCUCGGCUGGGUGUGGAACUGGAGGAGGGAACGGCAGCUUGCGAGGCGGGACGCGGCGCUGGCGACGACGCUGCAGGGGGCCGACCCGGAGAAGCCCGACGGCGCCAUCGCCGCGCAGCACACCGGCGAGACGAUAGAGCUGCCGGCGCCCAGGGGACUGCACGAGAUGCCGGAGACGCAACAGGGACCCGCCAUCGAGUUGCCCGCGCCGGUUGAGAGGUCGGAGUUGCCUGGAUGA